Erigeron canadensis is the source of this 1725-nucleotide messenger RNA. Its product is annotated as serine/threonine-protein kinase AFC2-like. The record is from RefSeq and is a predicted model, not a curated record. Gene Ontology annotation, molecular function: protein kinase activity; ATP binding. The transcript has 12 exons. Bases 79 to 1386 code for a protein of 435 amino acids. Lineage: Eukaryota; Viridiplantae; Streptophyta; Magnoliopsida; Asterales; Asteraceae. Gene Ontology annotation, cellular component: nucleus. Gene Ontology annotation, biological process: protein phosphorylation.
UCAUCAUCAUCAUCGAUAAUAUCAUCAUCUCGUUCGUAGAUUAAAAUCAAAAUCAUAAUAAUAAAUAACAAAUUAGCGAUGGAAACGGAGCGAGUAACGGAGUUCCCGAUGGCUGCGGUAAACCUCCGCCCACGGAAACGACAGCGUUUAGGUUGGGAUGUUGGUCCUUUAACCCCUCCUAAUAAGGAUCAGGUAGGGUUUUUUUGUGGACAAGAUGUUGGGAAAGGUACCAGCUUUGCACCUUCAUGGGCGCUUUCGGAUUCUAUUACUUCAUCCCUUGUCAAAUGUGGUGAUCGAAAUAAUUCUCCACCCUGGCGUAAAGACGAUAAAGAUGGUCAUUAUGUUUUUGAAGUUGGAGAUAAUCUAACCUCUCGCUAUAAGAUUCAUGGAAAGAUGGGAGAAGGUACAUUCGGGCAAGUUCUGGAAUGCUGGGAUAAGGAAAGGGAGGAAAUGGUUGCCAUUAAAAUCGUUCGCGGGGUACAGAAGUAUCGUGAGGCUGCUAUGAUAGAGAUUGAUAUGCUUCAACAACUUGGUAAACAUGAUAGAGGUGGCAAUCGUUGUGUGCAAUUAAGGAACUGGUUUGACUAUCGUAACCAUAUAUGUAUCGUUUUUGAGAAGCUUGGACCAAGCUUAUAUGAUUUUCUACGCAAAAACAAUUAUCGCUCAUUUCCCAUUGACAUGGUCCGCGAAAUUGGCAGACAACUCUUGGAGUGUAUAGCAUUUAUGCAUGAUUUGCGCCUAAUACAUACCGACUUGAAGCCUGAAAAUAUCCUUUUAGUGUCCCCUGAUUAUGUCAAAGUUCUGGAUUACAAGGGUUCAUCAAGGUCUCCAAAAGACAGUUCUUACUCGAAAAGAGUUCCAAAGUCUAGUGCUAUAAAGGUGAUUGAUUUUGGUAGCACAACACAUGACCGUCAUGGACAGAGCUACAUAGUGUCGACUCGUCAUUAUCGUGCUCCUGAAGUCAUGUUAGGACUUGGAUGGAGUUAUCCAUGCGAUAUAUGGAGUGUAGGUUGCAUCCUGGUGGAACUUUGUUCGGGUGAAGCUUUGUUCCAAACACACGAGGAUUUGGAACAUCUUGCGAUGAUGGAAAGGGUACUUGGUGCAUUGCCACAUCACAUGUUGAAGAAAGCAGACCGACAUGCAGACAAGUUUGUAAGGAAGGGUAGGCUGGACUGGCCGCAGGGUGCUACCUCAAGAGGGAGUAUAGAAGCUGUUUCGAAGCUACCUCGCCUUCAGAACUUGGUAAUGGAACAUGUAGAUCAUUCAGCAGGUGACCUCAUUCAUCUGUUGCAAGGGCUUCUUAAGUACGAUCCUUUGGACAGGUUAACUGCACAUGAGAGUCUAAAACACCCAUUCUUUACCAGGGAUAGUUAUCGGCGGUGUUAACCGAUGCUUGACAUGAUUGAAGCAAGGCCGUAUGGACAUAAUCAAGUAGUAUGAAGAUUGUGAAGACCGUCUUGCCGGCACACUUAACAAUACCAUUCAGACCUCCAAUGUUAACCCCAACCGACGUUGGGGGACACUUUGUAUAGAGUAGAUUUAAGUAAAAGUUUCCGUGGCUUUUACUAGUUCAAAUAUGUUGUUGUUUCAUAGUCAUUUUUUUGAUCGGCUAUCUCCAUAGUGUUCCACAUUGUUGUUUACCUUUAAUUGUAUCACCACAUUUUGUUUUGGAAUAAAGGAGUAGCAUUAUGAUAAAAAGAACAAGUCUGCUUUUAGCUUCAUUAA